CACUAUAAACAAAAUAGCGAGCCUCGCGCACGAGCUACGUUCGCUGCGCAGGCCGGCGACCGUCGCGUUUUUGGAAACUGAGGGUUUUUCGUUCAGGACAUGAAGCUUUCGCCUCUGCCCCUUCUCUUGGCUGUUGUGUGUGUAAAUGGGCGACUUGACCUAGAAAUAAAUGAGAAGCACCAUGCUGCAUUGGGAGCAUGCCAGGCCUGCAAGGCUGUCGUGAAGUCAUUCAAAGCAGCCAUGGAGAAGACGGCUCGCGGCUACCACGAGGGCGGUGACACCGACUGGGAGGAAAAGAAACUUAAGAACUAUGCUCACUCUGAGGUCCGCCUGGCAGAGAUCCAGUCCAUGCUCUGUACGGACAUUGUCGUCGGCAAGAGCCAGUGUCACGACGUGGCCAACGACGCCGAGGAGGCGAUAGAGACGGAGUGGUGGCCGGCCGAGCCGCGGCCCGACCUCCACCUGUGGCUGUGUGUGGAGCGGCGGCGCGUCUGCUGUCCGGCCGGCCACUACGGACCCACCUGCCAGCCGUGUCCCGGCGGCCCGGACACGCCCUGUUCCGGACACGGACACUGCAAGGGUGACGGCUCGAGGAAGGGCAGCGGCGCCUGUGCCUGCAACAAGGGCUAUUCUGGCACGCUGUGCAACGCGUGCAAUGUCACCGACCAUUACGAGGCCUACAAGGACGAUAAUAAGUUGGUCUGCUCGCCGUGCCACAAGUCCUGCGACGGAGCCUGCGCAGGGGCUGGUCCUAAGCACUGCGUCCGCUGCGCCUCUGGCUACCAGUGGGAGUCCGAAUACGGCUGCUCGGACAUCAACGAGUGCCUGAAGCCGGACACGUGCCGCACCAACCAGCUGUGCAUCAACGACCCCGGCAAAUACACCUGCAUGGACUGCGACAGGGCGUGUGCCACGUGCCACGGCGACGGUCCCGAUAUGUGUCACGAGUGUGCUACUGGAUACGUCAAGAAAGGCAAACUUUGUGUCGACAGCGAGGCGGUCGGCAAGGAACAGCACGUGACGGUGGCGCGCUACCUCACCUACCUGGGCCUGUGUCUGGCCACCUGCAUACUGCUUCAGCGGAGCGUCAGCUUGGCCGCCAUCGUGGGCCUCCUGGUGGCCGGCUACAUCACACUGUCCGAGUACCACCUGGACAGCCGCAGCAGCCUCUGACCGCUCGCCGCCGGCUAGCCGCGCCCCGUACAGUGAGACACUGAGACAUUGAGACACUGGAGACAAUAGAGAGACAGUGGGAAACAGCGGGAGACCGUCAGAAACAGUGGAGAGGAACGGUGGAUACUGGGACUGGCGAGGCCGGAGUGCGAGUUGGUUACUAGAGGCGAAGGAGAUAAGACUGAAGUCAGUGUGGAGUUUUGGGCAAUCGGUGCGAGUGCUGGUGUGUGGGGUCUGGCGAGUGGGUCGUGUGGGAAGAAUGGUGGUGGAUGUCUUGCAAAGGGGUGUGUUACUAUGGGCUAGGAGGUUUACAAAGAGGCUUGGCAAACCGCGAUGCAGCAAGAGUGUGUGUGCUCCGAUGAACGUCCGGCAGCACUCAGUUCUGGUGAAGAGGAGUGCGACAGCGCGAAAGAGAACAAUCAUGAGUUGUGAGAAGAUAUCAUGACUGGUGGAGCAACUCUCAGGACACGGCAGUGGUGUGGUGCUGAUGAAGUCAGUGCAGCUAAGGAAACAUCAGUCUCGACGUUGUGCCAUGUCUCGCCGAAGUAUCUUCUCACCGCUCCUAGUCUUGCGUGUGUGGAUAGAUCGCACCCAGUGGUCAAGUCGGCUGUCAUGGUGCCUACAGUUACAUCUUAGGAACUUCCAUGGCUUCUUGACAUUCUAUAUCCACGUCUGUCCUCAAUAUUGCACCGACUGUAUUCCACAAUGAGGAGUUUGCACCUGCACUGUUUCUCUACGUUUGUACUGCGAUUGGGAGGAAUAUGGUCUCGUGGAUAGUAGUUAAGGACGACGGGGCGAUAUCGUGAUAGCCAGCUGUCGUUGUGUGGUGGCAUUCUGAAGGUGGCACUCUACAGUGAACCGAUUCCAGCAGUAACUCCCACUUAGCGCUGCAGGUAGAGAUGGAUUCUGUUCGGAAUCGCGGAUAUGCCAGUUUUUGAGGUGUGGGAAAUAGUUCCAUGGACGGGUGCGCGCACAGCUUGAGUUGGCGGAAUAGAUUUGAAUCUAGUCUUGUUUUUCGUUGAGUGGUCCUCGCGAUGUAUGUACUUUGUCAUAAAGGAUUGUGAUAUUGAUUGUUUGUGGAUCUGAGACAUGAGUUGGUCCAUGCUGUAUGAUCUUUGGUUUUUUAGGAAAUUUGAAGCUCUGAAGGUAUCUGAAUGGUAUCCCUAAAUCUUUUUUCGGGGAGUGUAUUUCCUUUGGAUAUUGUGAUGAUAGCUAGGCAUUUAUUCGUAUAUUUUUUCCUUGAGUUUGAUCUCGCGAGAUCCACAGCUAACCUCACUCUCUGUAGGCGCCCAUUGCUCGUGCACAUUCUAUGCUGACAUUGCUCAUACAAACUGUGCUGCAAAUAGUUGGUUGAUGCGUAACAUUUGACAGCUUGUCACAUCUUUGGAAAUACGGAGCGAGGGGCAUAGAGCGUUCAAUACCACAGUGAACAUAGGAUACACAACACACAAUGAAUGAAAUGAGAUAUUUGCUAUUAAUUUGGCGGCAGUAAUCGUUCAUGUUGAAAAGAUCACUUUUUCCUAGCACUGCACUGUAAAGCGUCUACCGCUCCACAAUGUUUCUAUUGUUCUAAUUCUUAUUGUUUGUCACACGUUCACGUCCAGGGACAAUGCUCUGUCCCUCGAACACAACACGUCUUGUCUCUCUUCCGGUUGCUGUCUUGUCCUUCGCUACCAACAUGCUCACUCCGCUGAUUGAUAAAACCCAGCCGCUAAGGUGUGCUCAGUCACUACAAAGCAGGGAUGUCCUGUGGUGUGUUGCCCAUCGGCCAGACGGCAUGUUCCUAACACCUACAGAGCUGCUGUGAUCAAAAGGUUACUAAAUCGCUUUAGUUCCAAAUGUCGUUCUGUUUGACCGAGACUCUUGUGCCUUGCAAGCUGCGGAGUUGAAUUGAGGUCCUUUCUUUUUUAGCACUAAUCCUCGCUGUUCGACGCUGUUAUCUAUUUAUUUUUCUUUUGUUUUGGUUUCUUAUGCAGUUCGUCGUCCCUACUUUCAGACGAGGCGAAAGCCGACGAAUAUGACGACGAUGAGGAGUCUAACGAAGAGGAGACAUCCGGUGAUCUGAAUCCCCCCGAGAACGAAGAUCUAGCAUCUGACUCGGCCAACGCCGAGCAGGUUUCCGAUGAGCAGCCAUCGACAGAAUCUACGGAUGAUGCUGUGCCCUCAGAAGCGGAAAGUGCCACGUCACACACGGAGCUAUGACAUAAUCGGCGCAUAGCAUCUAGGAACAUUGAAGUGUCAAGGUCAGUGGCAUUGACACGAUGUACGCAAUAUUUGGGAUGUCGAAAACGCUGUGACAUCGACACGAGAUGGAAUGGUAGGACCGGUGGAAUUGGAAUUUUUGGUGUGGUGUAAGCCAAGCUUUUAUCGACGCACACUGUGACUGACUCCUGCGCUCAGCCGUAGCGAAGGGGACGGCGAUCAUGACUGAGCAACUUACUUAGACAUUAGCCUCAGGAUAUGUUGUACUGCUGGACAAGGUUGGGCUCAAACGAAGCUAGGAAAGCACACGUUUAUCGGCAGAUCUCCAGUCUGGCGUUACUCUCGUUAGUUCGACACUAAUCGAUUAUUUAUUCGAGUAGAUGCUUGCGACAUGGCACAACGAGUCAUUAUUCUCCGUUAUGAUGUGUGUUAUGUGCUAGGGUGUGGGAUUUUUCCCGAGGGAAGGGGUUGGGUGGAAAUUGUGUGUGAAGGGUGACGGUUUGUUUUAUUUGAUGUGACGUUCGUCCUGAGAAAUUUGUGGCAUUUUGGUGGUUUUUCCUUCUAUUGCCGUGAACUCGAACCAGUCGUAAUUAUUCCAUCAGUAUUUUAUCAUAACACACUAUCGAAGCUCGUUUUAUCUGGAUCGCACCGCUUACUUGUCAGUAAGUAAGUAAAAGUGUGCGUUCCAGGUCAGCAGCCUAAAUUGCAUCGUUACAAAAUUGGUUCUUGCUUUAAAACAAUUGAGACGAGCUAGGCUAGACACAUGUUUCUCAUCAUUUCAUCACGAUACCUAUAUUUCGUUUUACAUAUCUCGUUGCAAGGUCCGUCUUAUGUGGUGUUAUUAAAUGUGCCGUGCAUUGCCUUGGGUGUGUUUUAUGUUCAUUCCAUGCCCAAUAAAUGUGGGUCAAGAUCCUA
Messenger RNA from Amphibalanus amphitrite, 4290 nucleotides. Its product is annotated as cysteine-rich with EGF-like domain protein 2. NCBI's taxonomy places the organism in Eukaryota, Metazoa, Arthropoda, Thecostraca, Balanomorpha, Balanidae. The record is from RefSeq and is a predicted model, not a curated record. The transcript is spliced from 8 exons. Bases 100 to 1173 code for a protein of 357 amino acids. Gene Ontology annotation, molecular function: calcium ion binding.